GCUGCGCGCACACACAUGUAUUCAAUCCGUACGUGAGUGCGCACCGUGAAUGUGAAUGGAAAUUUGUACGGCAUGUACUGUACAUGUACAAGUUGUACUCAGCAGUGGUGGUGAGACAGGUUACGGAGAGCCUACCCUUGCAAGCUGGGAGCUUCUCAUUUUGUUCGUAUCACAAUUGUCAACAUGUAUCGGUCAAAAAGCACCCACCCAUGAUCAACCAGAUAGUUGCAGUUUGUAUCCAGAUGAUCCCGGAAUGCACAACAUUGGUCCUCAUCACAGUGGUGACCGGCACACUACCGUCAGCUACAAACCCAAGACGACGCUGCUGGAACGCAUGUCCGAAAGUUUCACCGGAGCAAUGCUGGGCGUGGGCAUGUUUAUUGUCUCCUUCUUCAUCCUUUUUCUGAAUGAAGGCAAAGCAGUACAGACAGCCCAUUCCUUGGAUGAGGGGUUACGUCUUGUCGUACCGAUUCCAAACAACAAAGUCAUCUUUCAGGAAAAUAACUACAAGUUGGUGCAUUUGACAGGGAAGUUGAGAACAGACCAGCCACUUGUAGAUUCCCUCUUUGACGUGAGCAUGCAGGCUGUGAAGCUUCGGCGGGACGUUGCCAUGUAUCAAUGGGUGGAACACCAGAAGCAACGGGAGAUAGAUGAGGGCUCGGAGAUUAGGAUGGAAACAGAUUACAUGUACACUAAAGAAUGGAAAUCGCAUGUUGUUGAUAGCAAUAGCUUUGAUAACCCUGCUCAUCAUCAGAAUCCAAAAGAAAUGCUAGUGCGUCCAAUGACCUUUGUGGCAAUACACGCUUACGUAGGCAACUACAUGCUGAAGGAUAGUUUGAAGGAGAAAAUCGACACAUUCAAGCCGUAUGUUCCAAGCAAGGAACCAACCAACCCAAAUGUGAAACUCGUAGAUGGGAUAUUUUACCAGGCAGAAAAUGCAUUCAGGCCUAAGGUUGGUGACAUGAGAGUGACCUUCAGCUACGCCGGACUCAGCGCUCAUGAGGACUCUCCUCUUGGACCACCUGAUACAGUUAGCAUUAUGGCAAAGCAGUCGGGAAACCAGCUGACAAAGUACCAGACAGAGGCAGGAGAUUCACUGGAACUGGUUCACUUUGGAGAUAAAACAGCUGAGGAGAUGAUUAAGGAUGAGUUGUAUGCAAGCAGCGUUCUAACCUGGACAUUGCGGGGUGGCGGCUGGCUACUCAUGUUCUUGGGCUUGAACUUCAUGACAAACAUUCUGUAUACAAUAGUUGACUGGAUUCCGUUGCUCCGUACACUGGUACGCGUUGGCCUGACUGCUUUCAACCUGAGUGUGUCAAUCUCCCUGAGCAUCAUGACCAUAGCUCUUGGUUGGCUGUGGUAUCGCCCAUUACUCUCUCUCACACUCCUAGCUGUCAGUGUCCUACCCCUAGUCUACUCCUACGUCAAUGGGACCAAGGUUAAACACAAUUCACAGGUUUAGCCAACAGCUCUGGUAGUGUCAACAGUGUACUAAAAAGAGCAUAUCAACUUGAAUUUUAGGCAUACGCUUCCCUUCAGUGAUAUGAAUGCAAAGCAUUGCUAUCAACGGAGGGCCAUUUGCAAGUCAUAGCUCCUCAGUUGGUUUCCCACUGUUAACUGUUGAAACUGUGGUGCUGUCUCACAUCCAUUUGAUUCUUAGUAGCAAAAAGGAGUGCGGCAUUGAGGAGGAGUGUCUCAACUUGAGACUAACUUCAUUAAAGUGAAGACCGGAGAGUAAGCAAUUUGGAAACCCUUUACCUUCAAUUUCUGAGCUUACAGAGCCCACUGUAGUGUGUUUGGAGUUCUUUAUUUACUUUGAAAAAAGUUUACUUUCCCCAUUUCAUGUCAGACAUGGAAAAGGUGAUAUGUAAUCUUAAAUGGCGCAAGGGAAUACAACUGUAUCUUGGCAUCACAGAGCUUGCUCAGCGGACUUCCUUUGGAAUCAGGAUCCAAGAGCUUAACCAGUAGAGCGUCAUUGGAGUUCAGUGACUAAAUAACCUUCAAAGAAUGUGACAGUGUGUAAAUUUAAUUAUGGAUAUGGCCAAUGUGGGUAAGUUAAUCGAGAUUCCUGACAAAAGUGGGAGGGUAAUCUUUUCCUUGGCCUUUGUGAAGUCGUUGCAUUUUCCAUGGCAUUUCAGUCACAGCAUAUCUGUUGCAAGUGCUUAUUGCUAGCACAUGUAACUUGUACUUUUGCAGAACAGUCAACACACAUUGUGUUUCAAAAGCUGCCUAGUGUUGCAAGCUAUAACCUUGGGUAACAGGUUGGAUUUCAAGACACGAAAGCUGGUGCGCAAUAUCAUUUGGCAGCAGCCAACACCACGACUGUUUACUGUUUAUAUAUACUCAUGUCUUGGGUAAUAGUUAGGCUAGGGUGCUGAAACUUUAUCCAAGGGAGCGACACCCAACCGGGAGUAUUGAAACCUGUCUAGGGUGAAAAGAGCACUAUUCUUUUGUCAGCAGAAUGGAAUGGCAGAGAGGCGUCAGUAAUGUUCCCUCAAUACCUGUUGUGAAUAUUAACAGUGAAAGAGUUCCUAUGCAAAAGUGGUGUGCUUGUCAGCAACACCCACAUAAUGAGGUCAUGCAUGGUGUUACAAAAGCAUUACUUCCACUAUGGCAUAGAAAUGGUUAGAUAAAAUAGUUUGGAGUCCUGAGUCUUUUUCUGAGAGAUGUCUCUGUGAUGUUGGUUUGAUCUUUUUCUUUCUAACAGGAUUUGGUUUUUGAUUUCAAAUUUCAUGUGUGGAUUUUGCAAACUUGAGAUAAUGCACAGAUUGAACGUCAAAAUAUUUUGCUUGUGUCCUUGUACUAAAAUGCAUUGCCAACUUAACAGUGACAUUGAGGUUAGGUGUAUUACUUUUGAAACGUUUGAAUCAUGUACAUUCCAAAAGUCUUUUAUAUGUUUACUCCAUUUGGAAAAGACCGAGUCUGAAAUGGGUACUGUUCUCUGUGGCUACAGCUACUCACUGUGGCACACUUAUGGUAAAAACCAAGCCUUAGCCACUGAACGUGAUUUGGGAUUUAGCCUAUUGAUAAACAGAAUCCUGUGCAUAUGCUGUGAAUCAAGACGUGGCAUAAAUGCAGGGAACAGUACUUUUGUUCAUUUUUUCUGCUGUGAAAUGUUAACACUUUUAUUUUCACUUCUUAAUUCCACAUUUUAAGAUUUGGCCAUACAGCUCUGGACAGCAUGUCCAAAAAGGCAAACUGUAUAUUUUUGUACCUUUUCUGUUUAUGUAUAUUUUGUUACUAUUGUUGCUGAGUUCUCUGGCUGAGGCGAUUUGGUUGCAAUUAAGAACGUUGUCUAAAUAUUCCAAUUUGAUAUUUCCCAUAUGUGCAUUUUGUCAUAUUUAGUUUCUAUAUUAGUUAUUAGAAUUUUAUUAUUUUACCUUUUUUCCUUGAUUUUGAUAUUUCAAGUGAAAAUACUGCACUUUUUGGCAGCUGCAAGUGUGCCAGAUUUCAACUCUAUGACAGUACGCUGUGUAGGCUGAAGUAGAUUGCACAAAUUAUGCACAGACAUUUAACCCAAUACUCAAGAGAUGCAAGGUAUCACCUUAUCUUAUCAAGAAAGUCAUUAAUAUUUAAAAGCUGGGAUUUAUUUUAGAAAGACUUUUCUGGAAGUGUGUUUAUUACCCAAAGCUCUUAGAGACCAGAUCUAGUUGAGGAUAAAACAGAUCCAGUCCAUUCUCACAGCAAUCGAGGAAACGGUCUGAAGAAUAGUAAAACUGAACUAUGUCAACUUGUCUGCUAUUUCCAAAAUGGCAGGAUUGCAAGAUGCUGUACAGUACCCAGACUUGCCAGCAAGGCGAUUUGUCUGUCUUUACUUCAGACUAUAUCAUUCCUACUUUUGUACAUCAGAGAACAGCUAAUAGGAAUUGUCCACCCUAACUGGAAACUUUUACCAGGACGUUUCCUAGAUUUACUCACUACUACACAAUUGUCAUGGCAAUAACACGCAUUUUAUUGAGCAAGCCACGUCACCCUUCAGCAAGUUCCAAUACUGAAUAUAACACAAAAAGAUCUCUCUCAAAUGACGUCACUUCCUAGAGAUUGCCACGUGUAUCAGCAUUUUUUUACAUCAAAUUUUGGGACGUGCAUCGGCCGCACUAUUUUUGGAAGAUAUUUGGGUCAGCACACACGCAAGUACAGUAUAGAACAUGUGCACGCCGCGCACGCCACGCACUUGUUAAUGUUGUAAAUGCUGUUAUAAUUUUCCUACAAAGAUGGCAUCCAAUGAGUGAGAUCUAUAUCAUUUGCACAGGUUCACCGUCUAUAUACAGGCUAAUCUUAAUUGAAGUACAUAUGUAGUUGGGAUGAAAGUAACUUAUCACAAGCAUCAAUACAAUUCACUCAAUUAAUGCUCGUUGAUUACAUAAUGCCAUAUCAAUAUCUCUUUGCAGUAAGCCGAUACAUGAUUAAUGAGUGAAGAUUCUCAAAAUGUUAAGCAAAAUUUAAUUACCACAAUAUUCCUAAUGGAAGUAGGAUGUGUGUCAAAUCAGAUUGAAAUUGGACUGAAGACUGUUGGGGGUGAUAGAAAUCUGGGGUGAUCCAACAGAAAUAAAAAUUCUUGAGCCAGGGUGUAGUAAAUGUGGAAUGACUAUGUAGAAUUAAUACACUAGAUCAAAUGUUCUAGUAACGUUAAUCAAGUACACUGUUUAGGAUAGUACUAUUUGCAACAAGUGGGUUAGUUUGAAAAGUUCAUAUGCUACUUUCUCUUAAAUUGUGCAUGCAACUUUCUAAUUUUAAGUAAUUAAGUCAUUUGUAUUAAAAUUUUGGCUCACAGUUUUGACAUCAAUCCAUUAUUUUAAUAAGGUGUUGUCCUUUGAUGACCAACUGUGGAGCCAAAGGUCCUCACAGACAAAAAUCACUCUAAAUGUCACCCACCACUCAAAAUAAAAACCUAAACGAGGUCAUGUUGGCUGUAGAUAUUUUUGUACGUGUAUUACUAACCAGCUGUCAUACCACUUAAACUUGUUCCAAAGUACAAUUUGUGCACACCCUUGGAAAUAAUG
Messenger RNA from Acanthaster planci (crown-of-thorns starfish), 5003 nucleotides. RefSeq names its product transmembrane protein 43-like. Gene Ontology annotation, biological process: lipid metabolic process; nuclear membrane organization. The record is from RefSeq and is a predicted model, not a curated record. Lineage: Eukaryota; Metazoa; Echinodermata; Asteroidea; Valvatida; Acanthasteridae. Gene Ontology annotation, cellular component: nuclear inner membrane.